Exophiala oligosperma is the source of this 450-nucleotide messenger RNA. RefSeq lists its product as uncharacterized. The record is from RefSeq and is a predicted model, not a curated record. The coding region runs from base 1 to 450 and encodes 149 amino acids. NCBI's taxonomy places the organism in Eukaryota, Fungi, Ascomycota, Eurotiomycetes, Chaetothyriales, Herpotrichiellaceae. The transcript has 2 exons.
AUGAGCUUCGCUAUCCAAGAUGUGAUCAGGAUCUUGAUCUUGAGCAACACUAAGACCCUGCUGAACAGUCAAGCACGUUGGAGAAACACACGUGUUCAAGGGGUGUUUGAUCAAGAUCGGCGGUCCCGUGGUGGCAAGAUAUACAACUAUGUAUGCUUGAAGGCUGGUGUUGCUGAUGAAGCUGGCAAGCUGGUAAGCUCAAGCAAUGUCAUGCCAACCUCCAUGGCGGUCUGUGCACACGGGAUUUCCUGGCCUUCCAGAAAAACCGCGUUUCAGGUGGCCGGGGCCUUUUGCGCAGGGACCUCCCUUUGUUUUCCCAACCUCACGGAAAGCUUAGAUCCCAGUAACGUGGGUGGUGAUCUGUGCGCAGAUCUGAAGAAAUGUGUUGCGACAACGAGGGAUCGACUUGCUGAAUGGCUCAAAUACAAUUUCAUGGCUUACACACGAUGA